AUGUCCUCUGAAGCUACUCCUAUAAACCCCGCUCGCUUUGCAGAAGCUUUAAAAGACUUGCCUCUCGAAACCCUCCAUUUCAAAGGCGCAGAAAUCCGCAACUCGAUCGCCCAUCUGGACUACAGCAACGAACAACUAAAACCUUUCGCUGAAGGUACAGAUCCUUCAUGUAAUGGCACACCCGAUCAGGAUUGUCUAGAUGCGAUUCGGGAGAAUGAGAUUGUGAUUGGGAGGAUGCAGGAGAGGAUUGCGCUACUGAGAGCAGAGGUGGAGGGGAGAGGAAGUAGUUGGUUGGAGUUUGUCAGUACUGAGGAGUUGGCCGAGAAUAGUGAGAAGAUCGAGGGCGACAGGGAGCUGGUUAAUGGUACAGGACAAGGAAGUGGUGAAGAAGGAAGGAGUAACCCUUGGAGUGAUGGGACAUUUCAGACUGGGAGGAUAGUUAAUGGGGAUGUGGUUAUGGAUGGACAACCGAAUGGCGUGGCGAACGGGACGACGACGGGAACUUCGACUGGAGGAGCAGUAAUGACAAACGGCACUGGUGGCAGGAUGGAUGAUGAAGCAUUGCGGAGAGCGAUGGAAGAAAGAAUGAGAGAGAUGGCUGCGGAUGAUGAAGAUGGCAUGCACUUAUAA
This is a messenger RNA of Glarea lozoyensis ATCC 20868, 630 nucleotides long. RefSeq lists its product as uncharacterized. The transcript has a single exon. The record is from RefSeq and is a predicted model, not a curated record. Lineage: Eukaryota; Fungi; Ascomycota; Leotiomycetes; Helotiales; Helotiaceae. Gene Ontology annotation, biological process: proteasome regulatory particle assembly. Gene Ontology annotation, molecular function: protein-macromolecule adaptor activity. Bases 1 to 630 code for a protein of 209 amino acids.